GCCUGAGCCGGAGGUGGCCGGAGUCACGCCGCGCGGGCCCGAGGGACGCCCAGGCAGGAGCCAGCCGCGGGGAUCGGCGCGAGGCGCAGCGGGGAGCCCGGCGAGCGGGGAGCGGCGGCCCCAUGGCCGACCUGUUCGGGGGCGUGGAGGGGGGGGCCACCCACUCCAGGGUCGUGCUGCUGUCUGCAGAUGGCCGGGUUGUAGCAGAAGCUACCGGACCAAGCACCAACCAGUGGCUGAUUGGGCUGGAGCAGUGUGCAGAAAGGAUCAAUGACAUGGUGAACGAAGCCAAGAAGAAAGCCGGGGUAUACCUUCACAAACCGCUGCGGAGCCUGGGCCUGACCCUGAGUGGGGCAGAGCAGAGCACGGCCGUUUCCACCUUGACUGAACAAUUGCAAAGCCGCUAUCCUGACCUGAGUAGCAGCUACUUCAUCUCUACGGACGCAGCGGGGUCUAUUGCCACGGCCACAGCCAUCGGUGGCGUGGUGCUCAUUUCUGGGACAGGGUCCAACUGCAGACUUGUCAACCCGGAUGGCUCUGAGGAAGGCUGCGGUGGCUGGGGACACCUCAUAGGUGACGAAGGCUCUGCAUUUUGGAUUGCACACAGGGCAGUGAAGAUCGUUUUUAACACCAUGGAUAACCUGGAGAAGUCUCCUCAUGACAUAAACUACGUCAAACAAGCCAUGUUUAACUACUUCCAGGUGUCUGACCGGAUGGGACUCCUCACCCACCUCUAUAGAAUCUUCGAUAAAUCCAAGUUUGCUGGAUUUUGCCGGAAAGUUGCAGAAGGUGCUUAUCAGGGUGACACCCUUUGCCAGAGUAUUUUCAAGGAGGCUGGAGAAUUGUUGGCCAGCCAUAUACUGGCUGUGUUGCCUAAGGUAGACCCGAUACUUUUCAAGGGGCCACUGGGCCUCCCCAUCGUGUGUGUGGGCUCUGUAUGGAAGAGCUGGGAGCUGCUGGAAGAAGGCUUUGUCAACACCCUGGCUAAGGGAAAGGCCACCCAGAAGGCCUUCACCCACUUCACCCUGCUCAAGCUGAAGUACUCAUCGGCCCUGGGGGGAGCCAAGCUGGGGGCGCACUAUAGUGGGUACACGCUUCCCCUGGACUAUAACAACAAUUCAGAUUCCUUCUUUACACACAUCUUCUAGUUAGGGCUGGCCUCCCCACCUCGAGACCAAGGGACAUCAGAUGCUGAAAAACCGCAGUGCUUUUGUUAAUCGAUAAAGAUAGCUAAAAUUUAUUAGUUUUAUACAUAGAUCACUUCCCAACAGCCCUUGAAGGCAGAUUCAAAAACAUGCCCACACAAUUUGAGAACUGGAAGGAUCCUUAGGAGAUACUGAGUCCAACCCACUCAUAAAAGGAGUCCUCGCUAUACAGUCCUCACAAGUGGCUGACCAGCUUCUGCUUGACCUGCUCUCAGGGGUCUGCCUAGCUCACUUGGAGAUGGCUCUCAUGGUUAAGAUUUUUUUCCUGAUUUCAAACUUAAAUUGGCCUCUCUGCACCAUCUACCCAUUGCUCCCAGCUGUUCUCUGGGGCUUAAACGAGACCUCUAGUCUCACCGCCACAUAAUGAUCCUUCAAAUCCCAGAAAACGGGCACCGUCCCUGGGUCUUUUCUCCAGCCACACUUGGCCAGGGCCCUCGACCAGUCUUCCUGCAUUAUGGACUCAAGGCUCAUCACCAUCUUGGUUACUCUCCCGUAGAGGUUCUUCUGCUUAUCAGUGUCCUUAAACUGUGGUUCCCAGAACCGAACACAGUGCUCCAGAUGAGACCUGAUCAGGGAGAGUGGUGGGACUGGCACCUCCCAGAUGAUGGAAGCUGGGCUGGGCCCCUCCUGAAGCGGGCCAGCGUCCCCUAAUUCACAUGGUGCUUACAGGCCACUCAAACUCCUGGGUACUUUUCUGAACUGCUGUCAAACUGUGCUUCCCCAAUCUUAAACUGGAUGAAGUUGAUUUUUGUCCCAAGUGCAAGACUUUUCAUUUAUUCCUGUUAAGUUUCAUCUUAUUUGAUUCAACCCAUUUCCAGCCUGUUGAAAUCUUUUUAUAGCCUGUCACCCAGGGGGUUAGCUGUCCACCAGCAGUGUUUUACCAGUGCGAGAAACAUACUCUCUGUGCCUUUAUCCAAGUCCCCACUCCCCCCCAUCUUAUUGGUGAGGAAACUGAGGUAGAGGUUGAGUGACAAGUACAGGGUAAGCUAGUGUGUGUGUGUCUGAGGCAAGAUCCCAAGUCAAGCGUCUAUCCACAGCACUGCCUCCCUGAAUCAGUCCCAUAGGAAACAAAAGACACUAUCUUGCCUCCCAUCUUCAGACAGGAGUAGUGUUGACUCCACUUUCAUGCCAGGUACACAUGUUCCUUCCUUAGCCUGGUUCUAGAAACAGAUUCUGCCACCUGCUGGGAAGAGCCUAGGCCUAGGAGUCACUGCACCGGGAUUCCCUCCCUGACAGCCACUCGUUCCUUUCCUUGUCUCUAAGAUGUCCGCACUAUGCAUAUGUGAUAGGUGAUACCUAGCGAGGGCCAAGGCUCAACUGUGGCCUCCUGGUCACCUAAAGGCAUAGAAGGAGUCAGUGCCCUUUGGUCUUGACCAGUGUUCCAAGGGUGCAUGAGUCACCACCCCCCCUGGCCCUGCUGACCAAAUCUACUUCUGACUCUGGGGAGGAAGGGUGUUCUAGCCUCCCCUUUUUAUCUUAUGGUUAAAUAAACUUCUAUCAACAGUCA
Dromiciops gliroides (monito del monte) is the source of this 2712-nucleotide messenger RNA. Its product is annotated as N-acetyl-D-glucosamine kinase-like. Lineage: Eukaryota; Metazoa; Chordata; Mammalia; Microbiotheria; Microbiotheriidae. Gene Ontology annotation, molecular function: N-acetylglucosamine kinase activity. Bases 123 to 1148 code for a protein of 341 amino acids. The record is from RefSeq and is a predicted model, not a curated record. The transcript has a single exon.